AUGGCCAGAUAUCAGAGUAGCAUCUACAGCCUGGGAGGGAUCGGGAUCUUUGUUAUCCUGCUCCUUGAUCAAUUGGCCAGCGGUCAGUUCGUUCCGGGUCCGCUUCCUGGCAUACCCCGCCAACAGAGAUCACUCUUCGGGCCAGGCCCACCUCCGGGUUGGAGCAGCGGUGGUCUUAGUCACGGCUGGAAUGGUCCCAGUUUCGAGUUUAGUCAUCUGCCGCCUUCCUCUAGUCCGCAUGUGACCAAGGACGAACUGCUGGCCCUGCUGGCUGCCUGGAAGGAUGUGGCCGUAAAGCCAACGACUCCUGCGCCAGAACCAGAGCCUGAGGAGCCCGAACCCGAACCGGAAACCACAACGGCCCCGCCGCCGGAGGAUGAAGACGAACCAGAACCGGAGGCACCAGCACCAGAGGCGCCAGCUGGACCACCACCUGGUGUCCCCGUCACCGUUUCCCUGCCCGCCCUGGUGCCCAUUCAACUGGCGGCCAUGUGGCAGCAGCCGGCGCCUGGAGCAGCGGCCGGCGGAUUAGGUCCUUUGGCGCUGGGAGGAUUGGGUCUUGGCGGUGGCAUUGCCUUAAAUAAUAUAGGUGGCAGUGCGGCAGCAGCAGGUGCCGUUGCGGCUGGAGGCGGGGGAGCAGCGGCCGCUGGAGCCGCUGCAGCAGCGGCACGAUCCGGAGUGGCCCGCCCCAGGGCUCGGGCCAGGAUCGGAGGACGUGCUUCCAAUGUCCAGCCGGCUAUUCGUUUCCCGGUGGCCAAUCCACGCAGCUUCACCUCGACCAACUACGUGGCGCCUAGGCCUCGUUACUAUCGCGACACGGAGGCAAUGCGCUUCAAUGUAAUGGCACCGCCGCCCUACCAAAUGGCCAAUGUUCAGGGCCCAGUGCAACUUGUGCCCGCCUACUGGCAAUAG
Molecule: messenger RNA, 912 nt
Organism: Drosophila eugracilis
Lineage: Eukaryota; Metazoa; Arthropoda; Insecta; Diptera; Drosophilidae
Product: vegetative cell wall protein gp1
Exons: 2
Coding region: 1-912 (303 amino acids)
Source: RefSeq, a predicted model, not a curated record